AUGGAGGAAGCAGGCGAGCUGGGUGGGAAACGAGCCGCAACGGCUAGCAGUAUGAGGAGAGAAAUCCACAAAGGCACCGCAGCACCACCUUUUGGCGUCUUGAGAUACAGAGGUGGCACCAAGAUCUUCACUGCUCAUCAAGAACAACAGAGAGCCAAACACUGCGGGCUUCCAUAUGGGAAAUUGAUCUAUCUCAAUAGCGCUCAUGUUUCAUUCAGCAUCGCUUCCAUUGCGCUCGUUUUCUCGGCUCACCUCAAAGACAUCUCAGCCAUCUUGGAGGCCAAGAGCAAGAUAUCAAACAAUCUUCUCUUUCACCUGGUCGCAAUGAGCAGCGAUAGCUAUUGGAUUGUUCCUCCUCAACCCCCGGGUGGUGGCACGUGGAAAGGCUGUGCUCUGCUCAAGAAGCCAGAUGGAGGAGAUUUCGUGCUAUUUUCUCCCAAUGCCGUGCACCUGAGUGCGAUGCUCCAGGUGCAUGACGCGCACCAAGCAUCUAUCGUCAGUAAUGCAUCUCAGUCGACCUCACAAGACAAUGAGAUGACUGAGUUCAUGGUAAUGGGACGAUGCAGACAUUUGUUGGAUGGCUAUUCGCACACGAACCCUCAAAGCUCAUCAGGACAAAUGGCAGAGAGCUUGAACAGGCUACAUGCCGAUUUGAAAGGAACAAGGUCCCGAGGGCAGAAGUUCAUCACUGCAGCAUACGUCGGCUUCGACUCCUGCAUGCAGGGUCCUGUCUUUGCCAGGGCGGCUAAAGAUGCGGCCAGCUCCAACCCCUCCAAAUCGAUCGCUUCGAAUGAAGCAAAUCAGUCAAGAGAGUCAAACGGUAUCCUUGACCUGAAGGAUCUGAGCUUCAGUUGUGGCUCUGCGUCCUCUUCUGGGGGACAGGGAUUCAUUCCACAUUAUGCAGUAACGUCUCGGGCCAACAUGGGCGUGCUCGUGAAGCUGCUUACCGGACAUUCUCUGGAGAAUGUCCUCCACUAUCGCAUCAGCAGAUACACGCGCCAUGUUCGAAUGCUUAUCCAGGAUCUGGACAGCGGAGGCCCGUUGGUACCCUUCGCCUAUACUGAACCGGAUGUUCGUUCCUAUAUGUCGCCGGGAAAAGAUCUCAGGAACAUCUUAGAACAGGAUGAGUAUUUCCCGAGCGACCAUAACCUACCAAUAUCCCAAAUAGCCUGCGAUACAUUGCUAUUAUCUCGACAAGAUAACGACGGCUUGUACUCAGGAUACCGCUACCAGGCCGCACUCACAGAGGCUUUGGAAUACCCCGAUGAACUACUCAGUAUGUUGGAGGAGUUCGCCACGCUUUUCCCACAUGAUAUACUGCCUUUGCGGACCUUGCUCCUGGGCUGCCAUCUGUGGGCGGACAUCACAGGACACAGGGUCCUAUACCUAGAACGACUCUUUCAGAGCUGCGAAGAUCAAAGUGCGGUGCCGCAGGUACCAGAUGUCCCUCUCGCGGUCUGCCUAGUAUACUACCCGCAUUGGCUCAAGUGGACGGAGUGCAUGGGCCUUUCCGAGUUUCCACAUCCAUUCCGCUUCAUGUCACAAGCCCUCAAGUCGGAUAUGGACAAGGAGGCCAUUGGCAUUGAUCCUGAUAGCAUUGACCAGGCCCGAGUGUACUCGCUUAUUGCCAAAGCAAAGAGUCGGAUUCCUCUCAUGGACGCAACUCAUCGAAUCGAGAUCAUGCCUUGCUACAUGCCCGGGAGCAAGAUGCCGCCCAUGUUUGGGCCAACGGUAGAGCUCCCCGAAAAGGUGCCACUCGCCCUCACGGGUCUACCAGAUGUUCAGUACCUUGGACUGAAGAGCUACAUUCGACCCGACAGCUCGAAGGACGAAAGACCAUCAAGAAUGCAGUCCAUUCAAAGGACGUCCAAGUACACCACCGUGUCAUUACCUAGGCAUGUCAGGGAUGACUUGUUCGCCAUUCCAGGAAGGCUCUUCGAGACCUCGACAGGCCCCAACCAUGUCUCCAAUGACGCCCCAAACAAACGACGCAUGGAGCCAGUAGGUUCAGGUAGUUCAUUGACGGGACGGCCUCCCAAGAAGGCUCGUGGCCUAGAUGUCACGCAGUCUGAUGCAUCCACGUCAAAUGUCACCGCCGGAGGCAUGUCAACAUCAUCUACUGGACACGGCUGGGAACACGUUUGCAGGGAGUAUGAAAACGUAUUGAAUACUUGGGCCGAGGCGCAAAAUGGGGUAGCACAUUGGGCACACCAAGAAGGACUCCAACAGUUCAAUGAACUGCCCGAAAGUCAACAGUCAGGAGAGAAACUGAGAGAAAUGAUUGACUUAGCCUUUGCCCAAGAAGACACAGAUGCGUUGCAUCUGUUAAAGGACUUUGGAAUAAGGCAAGCGUCAUCAAACACGUUCCCACUCGGCUAUGAGUUUCUAAGCAUUGAUAUGCCUUUGGCAUUUGGGAAAAUGCUUGGCUUGAGACCUCCGGCAAACCCGUCGCUCGACCUAUGGAGGUCGCAGUGUCUGGAAGACGGAAGAGAAGCGCCCGACUUGUGGAGAUCUUAUUUCAUGCUGCAGUGUCUUCAGAAAGGAGGAAGGACGUAUCUCAGGGCGAAAAGUAUUCGGACAGCAUUGCAGAGAAGCAUCGACUGCCCCGGGGAGCAGCAAGAGAUACUGAGAGUUGAAGUCAUCCGACUGCUCAGUGAUCUUUGGAGGACGAGCCCGAAUGGUUGGAGGGGCAAGUUGGAAAGGUUCAUAAAGGAGCAAGAUUCCUUUACGAUAUGCUCGACGACUGGAAAUGAUAGCUUGUAUGAAGAUGACUCCUCGGAUACGGACAGUACCUGGGACGGGGAGGAUACCUCGGACGAGGAGAGCACUUAA
This is a messenger RNA of Trichoderma reesei QM6a, 2832 nucleotides long. RefSeq lists its product as uncharacterized. The transcript is spliced from 3 exons. The coding region runs from base 1 to 2832 and encodes 943 amino acids. The record is from RefSeq and is a predicted model, not a curated record. NCBI's taxonomy places the organism in Eukaryota, Fungi, Ascomycota, Sordariomycetes, Hypocreales, Hypocreaceae.